This is a messenger RNA of Clunio marinus, 579 nucleotides long. The record is from the annotation of a GenBank genome assembly. NCBI's taxonomy places the organism in Eukaryota, Metazoa, Arthropoda, Insecta, Diptera, Chironomidae.
AUGAGAUUUAUGUUCGUCUUUCUAUUAAGUAUUUUUCCCUGGGUAGCAUUCCUUCACUCUUCACAAAGAUGCUUCAAGUAUCAUUUGAAGAAAAUUGGGUCUCUGUUGUUGCCAGGCAAAUCAUUCGACAAAAUAAUCACUAAUCUCUACGAAAAGGAGCUUUGGCCUAUUCAACAUUUGUUCUCGACCAUUUUUACGGUUGCUUUUCUUUCUUACAUUCAACAUUCACCCACUUGCUCUUGUCUUUGUCAUCUCAUGCAGCAGCUCAACUCGAAGUAUAAACAAGGAAUGAAAUGUAAAUUCUGCUUAAUUAUGAAUAACAUUAAACAAUUCCACGAUAAUCAGAUUAUUAUGCUUGACGAAAGUGAACCAUGGAGAACGGUCUCAGAUGAACGAAAACGAUACGAACGUAUUUUGAAACAUAAAGAACGAGCAUCUGGGUUCGUUUUUAGGAAGAAGAAUUUCCUUUCGCAGAAAGGAAUGAAAAAUCUUCCACCCCCGCCAUGGCUUUCUAAACAAAUCGCUUUUGCAAAAAUUCCGAUUCUCAUUUGCUUCACUGCGCGAAAGUUAGCGAGAUAA